Messenger RNA from Trematosphaeria pertusa, 2253 nucleotides. RefSeq lists its product as uncharacterized. The record is from RefSeq and is a predicted model, not a curated record. Lineage: Eukaryota; Fungi; Ascomycota; Dothideomycetes; Pleosporales; Trematosphaeriaceae. The transcript has 5 exons. Bases 1 to 2253 code for a protein of 750 amino acids. Gene Ontology annotation, molecular function: acyltransferase activity, transferring groups other than amino-acyl groups.
AUGGCCCACUUCGCUCGCGUUCCCCGCGAUGCACUCUACACCUCAACCGCAAGCCCUAUCGUGGACCUCCCGCAACCAAUAGCGCCUGCACCUACGGGCGAAAAGGUCGAUACCAUGACAUGGCAGCAGAAGCAGGAUUUCGACAUUCUGACCAACUCUGGCAGGCAGCGCCCUUCAAAGAACCGCAAGUGGCAGAAACUGGAACCCGCGUCCGACUAUGCGCUCGCCAAUAGCACAAUAGCUGGCAAGGACAAUAAGCGUCAUCAGGAGGAGGCCAUUGUGCCGCCUAUUGCCGAAGUAGGCCCCGACCCACGUGGUUGCGCGCCUGCCUCGCUUCACCAGAACGACUCACCUGCACCUGCCGAGCCAUCGCCUCCAGCUUCUGUUCACUCAAACCCCAACGAGAAAACUCGACAGAAACCCACUCCUCUCCCGAAGCAUCGUCGACGCAAGCCGAAAGCAGGUGCGAAAAUGACCGCAAUGGCUCUCCCGAGCGCGUACGUGCCCCCGCAUUUGCGCAAGAAGGCGACCACACCGAAGCCGAACGAGCCCAGCGCGGUCGCAAGUGGUUCGAAUGGUGCCAAGUCUCAAGGAGCGAGUUCUGCUCAAGCCAGCAAGCCCGGAGCUGCCGGUACGGACACCAACGGUACCAAGUCAGAAGGCAAGAGCCCAGUGCAGGCACAGUCAUCUUCUCAGGCUGCCGACCAUAGGCCAAAAUCCCCGCCGUCUCCACCAUCCACGCCUGUCGACAAGCAGGCAGAUGACGGCUGGGUGGGAUGGGACCCACCUAAGUCGCACUCACUUGCUCAAGUCCCCAAUCGGCAGAAUCCGCGAUGGCCAGCCCGGGUCGGAAAGCCCACACCAUACAAGUGGCCCAAGACUCGGGAUCUGAAGGCCCAACCGAUUGAUGAAGGGAGCGAUGGAGGUGUCAGCUUCAAGUCCAAUAGCAACGGCGACCCGGAUUAUGACGUCAAGAAGCUAAUGGAUUGGAACGGCGACUGGCUGCCGCCACCCGAGACAUGGAGCGCUCGGAAGGGCUUCACCGACCGACACUUUGGCGCGGGCAUAGAGACGUGGAUGAAUCGCCAGGACAAGAGCUGCACGGUAGAUUUGACGAAUGAGUUAGCUUCGUCUGACUACCUGGGCUACAAGGUCGAAGGCGAGUUCGUUUUGAAAGACGGUGAGGUGGUUGCGGACAGAUACAUCACCAAGGAAUUGGCUCCGCGGUCCUGGGUCCCGGUUCAGAUUGAGGGAGAUGCUCCCCAGCAGUUCUGGCGUGCAUUGCCGUCUCGUGCGCCGCCCCCGCUCAGCGACAUCGAUCUUACCGAGUCGCGACCGUUCUGGGAGGCAUAUCCGGGCGAGGGUAACAGCUGCUUCCUUCAACCGCACCAAGUGCCCGAGGCCAAGAUUGACGAGGCCGACGAAGAAAACCAGAUGGCGGGUGUUAAAUUGAACGCUACUCAGAUGCUCUACAGGAUCGAACGCGAGAAACAGAAUAAGCAGCGAAAGGCUCAUCUCAGACAGAACCGGCCAAUCCCCCCGUCGCCCCUUCCGGUUGUUCAGAUGCCUGACCGCCGCAUCCAGACGGACGUGAACGUCUACUUGCGCCCAGUGGUAGCGGCAGAUACGAAAGGAAUCAGGGAUAUCUACAACCAUUACGUGACUGAGUCUAUUAGCGCUCCCGAAUUUAGGCCACGCGGGCCCCAACAUAUCCACGACCGCAUCAGGACUAUUACGGACGAAGGACUCCCAUACAUUGUCGCCAUUGACAGGAAGAAUCAGCACUCAGGGGGUCAGACAUUUGGCCACGUCUCGGAGCGCAUCAUUGGUUUCGCCUACAUCGAUGACUUCUGCGACAAAGGGAGUAUGUAUCGGUUCACCUUCGAGCUCGAACUAUACGUUCACCCUGCCUAUACACGGAAAGGAAUAGCUAAGUGCCUCCUCGACCGACUUCUCGAGAUGGUCAACACCGGCUAUCCCGCGAGGAGUGGCUACAAAUGGCUCAACCGAGGCGAGUACCUCAAGCACGGGUCUAGUCGCGUUGUCAAGACCAUCAAUAUGUCCGUCCCGGUCGAACAGGGCAGUGAAGACAUGAAGUGGUUGAAGCCCUUCUUGAAGAAGUUUCAGUUCAGGGAGGCUGGGUACCUCAAGACGAUGGGAUACAAGCAAAACAAAGUUGUCGACGUCGCUAUCUUCCAACACAACACCACUGAGGCCCCCAACGCCUCCGUGCCCCCUUUCGAGCCUCUCUAA